Messenger RNA from Larimichthys crocea (large yellow croaker), 5660 nucleotides. It is a transcript of the gene tbx21, whose product is annotated as T-box transcription factor 21. Bases 293 to 2158 code for a protein of 621 amino acids. Gene Ontology annotation, cellular component: nucleus; chromatin. NCBI's taxonomy places the organism in Eukaryota, Metazoa, Chordata, Actinopteri, Sciaenidae. The record is from RefSeq and is a predicted model, not a curated record. Gene Ontology annotation, molecular function: DNA-binding transcription factor activity, RNA polymerase II-specific; RNA polymerase II cis-regulatory region sequence-specific DNA binding. Gene Ontology annotation, biological process: positive regulation of DNA-templated transcription; cell fate specification; lymphocyte migration. The transcript has 6 exons.
AGAAAACUGAGCAUGUGUUUGACUCACUGGUAGCGACUCCACACGUCAAAAAAACAGACAAGACAAUCACCUGCUCGGGUAAUAAAACAAAGUUUAUGUAUGAAGAGUGAAAUGAGAGCGCGUGAUGAGGCUUCAUGUGUCGACCGAAGCUUCAUUUAAAAGUUUGUGGCAUGUCAGUGCGCUGUGAGUAGGAUAACAGUCCGUGUGUUUUCUUAUUGUACAUGCUCUUAUUCAUCUGGACGCACCAGCGGAGCCUUAUGACAUUACGCACAGACUGGGCGCGGGGCUGCAAAUGGGCGGCAUAGGUGGCAACCUCUACCUCAGCAUGUUGAAUGGGACUGAAACGCAAACUUUCGGGAAGAACACCGACAUCAGCAGUCACCUCCACCGCGGCGGCAAGGAUCUAGCCGAGCUUAAAAUGGGGAUUCAGGACGCGAGGUUUUACUACCCAGACUCUGUUCCGAGCGGGCAGGACACUCUGGCUCUGCAGUACCACUCGGACCAGGCGGUGGGAGGGUACCCAGCGCAGCCCGGUAGGUUUUACGCACAGACCCUGAGCAGCUGUCCGUACGGCGGCGUGCGGUCACCGCCGAGAGGUGGAGCCGGGCAGAGUUACAUCUCCGCAGCGGGAGACGGGUUUCAUGCAGGCGGUAAAGACUUGUACUCUCCCUCUCCGGAGAAUUACCCGGCGAACUUUCAGCACGGCUACCAGCGGCCGCCUCUCUACCCUUUACCUGGGCUACAGGUGUGCGGGAAGACUCAGGCUCUGCUCAAUAACUACCCGCUAUGGGCCAAGUUCCACAAGUUCCAAACCGAGAUGAUAAUCACCAAACAGGGGAGGAGGAUGUUCCCCUUCCUGAGCUUCAACAUCAGUGUCCUGGAUCCGUCUGCCCACUAUAACGUCUACGUGGACGUGGUUCUGGCUGAUCAGCACCACUGGAGGUACCAGGGCGGCAAGUGGGUCCAGUGUGGGAAAGCGGAGGGAAACGUGCCAGGUAACAGGAUGUACAUGCACCCCGACUCUCCGAACACAGGAGCUCACUGGAUGAGACAAGAAGUGUCUUUCAGCAAGCUGAAGCUCACCAACAACAAGGGCAGCACCAACAACAUGGCACAGAUGAUCGUGCUCCAGUCGCUCCAUAAGUACCAGCCUCGUCUCCACAUCGUGGAGGUGAAGGAGGACGGCUCUGAAGAUCCCUUCCUUUCAUCCAAAGCUCAGACCUUCAUCUUCCCGGAGACUCAGUUCAUCGCUGUCACCGCUUAUCAGAACGCAGACAUCACUCAGCUGAAAAUAGACCAUAACCCCUUCGCUAAAGGUUUCCGCGACAACUACGACACGCUGUACGCUCCUCCCGACUCUGAUCGCCUCACCCCCUCCCCCACGGAGAGCCAGCAGCUGCUGCCAGGGAGCUGCUACCACCAGAACUACCUCUCAGAGCAGUACAUGAGCCCCCUGCCCCAGAGCCGCUUCUACGGACGCGAGCCUCUCGGUAUGGGCCAGCAGCACAAAGACCCGUCCUCCAGCCCCGGUCCUCACAGUCGCUGGUACCUGCCGCCUCAGCAGGGAGUGGCGCCCAACCGGCUUGACUUCACUUCCUCCUAUGAGGGUGACUUCUCCGGAAAUGGGUUCUGCAAGCCAUUCCCCUUGCAGACAUCCGCUCACCACCCCCUCAGCUACUACCCAGACCAUCCUUUUGCAUCUACCAGCGUGUCUGUAUCAGGACCCACCCCAGCAGGCUGGACCACCAGCCGACCCACCCCUCAGUACCUCAGCCACCUGAGUAAGCCUGGUCCUAGUCUAGGCUGGUUUAGACCCAUAUCAUCCUCUUCGUCCUCCUCAUCGUCUUCCACGUCACCUGGCAACCCGAGGCUGCACCCUCCCUCGCUCCUCGAGCCUCUGCAGCCGGCCCUGCUGCAGGACAAGCCCAAAGACAGUGUGGAGGCGGUGGCAGAGGACCCGUGGCUCGAACCUCCCUCUGCGAAAUCAGCAGCCUCGGCUGACUCUGGCCUGUUCGAGGGCAGCGUGGGAGACAACAAGAAGAGAAGGGUGUCGCCGUACACAUCCAGCACUGAAAACUCCCCACCACCGCGCAGCGGAGAGGUCUGCGAGAAGGACAGCAACAGCGACGCAGACUACUAUGGCUAUUACACCCACUGAAGAGCUCGCACGUCACCAUAGUCGCCACAGUGUCUCCUAGCGUCUUCCCACACCGCCCUCAUGGACAUGGUAAUCAUAAAGGGCUGGAACAGUCUCUGUCGUCGCUGCAGACAAACCAUAAAACAGAACGUGCAGCCUCAUCCACUGUCACAUCAGUCCACAAGUGUCAAAUGAUUACAGGAGGAACUUUCAAAGUCAGCUGUGAACAGAAGUGGAUGUGACUGUGACACUGCCCUAGAGUCACAUAAACACCACACAGACAAACAGACCUGUGACUUCAGCCUUUGAAACAUCUGGAGUUUUGAGGGGGGGGUGAUCUGCAUAUCCGCCUGCUGACAGAGGCCUGCAGGGAUUGUCUGUUCUCACUGCAUCAAACACUCGCUCUGUCUCUUUUGCUCUGUCUUGUCUUUUCCUUCUCACCCUCAGCCAUUCACACAUGCUCUCACAAUAUGCUCACGUUCAUUUCCCCCUGAUGAUUUCGGACCAGAAGUUACCUUUCACACACACACACACACACACACACACACUUCUCUCCGAGCCGCAGCACCCACGUGUGGCCACAGGAGAGUGUUGCAGGUUGAUUAAUGUCAGCAGGUUAAGAGAUUUUAGAGUAAGGAGGACGACCUUUUCUGUUUAUGUGUUAAGUAAAUCAGACAUAUCUCACAAGUUGUUUCCAUUGCUGAUGAUCCACACACACUCAUGAAUGAGUCAAAGCUUCGUUAGAGGUGCAAAGAUUCGUCAGUUAAUUGAUUAGACAAGUGUCAAAGUGACUUAAUCAACAACUACUCCAUCAAAUAUUGUUUUAGUUGUUGAUGAGCGAAUAUUUGCUGAUCUUCUUUGUCCUACGUGCUCGUAAACUGAAUAUUUUGGAGGUUUGGACUGUUGGUUGGAUAAAAAAAAAAAGACAUUUGUAGAUGAGCUGCAGGAAAUUUUAACACAUCAUCAAUGAAUCAAAACAAUAAUCAACAGAUUCAUCAAUAAUAAAUAAUGUUUGUUGACACUUUAGUUAUAGCUGAGGAAGAGAUAUUUAAAUAUGAGGAAAAAGAAACAUCCAUAGUGUUGAAUUCUGCUGUUCAGAGCCGGAGAGAAGUUCAGAAGUUCAGACGCUGACUUCCUUCUCACCUCCACACGGCCAAGUGUGAAGUGGGCGUGAAUCGUUGGUUUCCACAUUUACGAAGGUGUGGGGGGUUUCCACUGAUAUCUGACCAUCAGAGAAUCUGUUCCUAUGAAGCUUACUGGCAUUUGAACACGCUGAUUUGGACGACCCCCUCACUGGAAUAUCACAAGAUGAAAAACUAGUGAUAUUAAACAUCUGACUUUUCUAAUUCUGGGUCUGAAUCAGGUCUGUAAACUGCCGGAUGUGGUCCUAAAAUACAAUAUAUCAAAAGAGGGAGCAGUGCGACCAACCAGUGAGCACAGUGUAACGUAAUUUAAAGGACCAGUGUGUCAGAUUUAGUGGCAUCUAGUGGUGGAGUUUACUCCCUGCAACUUAGUCUCCUUCCUAGCGUGGAGGAGAAACUAUCAUGACACGAGAAAUGUUCCUAUCUCGAGCCAGACCGUAGAAACAUGGCUGUUAAAGAGGACCCGUAGCAUCUGUAGAAAUAUUUUUAGGUGACCAUUUCUUCUAUAUUCUGCAAACAGAGCCGUUAAAUCUGACACUCUGGACCUUUAAAGACACUGAUAAGUGUGUAUAUCUUAGCACCAGGCAUAAACAAGGUCAGCUGGGCACUGCUUGCUUUGACAGAGUGAAAAGGCCCAGCCCUCUGAUGUGUCACCACACACAGAGAAAGCCCCCGAUCAAUACCAGCAUCGACAGUGCAUAACUGGAAAACAGUAUCGGCAGAGUGUGGCAGCUUAAAAUACACUGCAGCUUUCAGAUUACACUCAAUAACAGCAUCUUUAAAUAACAGAAAGCAUGCCGUCCUGCAGAGCAGCACAUGUGGGUCACUCAGAACGUCUGCAUGCACCUGUAGGGAAACAGACGGGGUGCUGUCACGAUGAACAGGAAGCACAAAGUGACCAGACAGACACAGAGUUUCCCCCCCUCAGAGUCUCCGGGUCCAUCGUGUUGUGACACCGGUUGACGGAGGCCCGGCUUCCCGGCUGGUGACAGAAAUGCAGAGUGAGGCUGCAGUCGGCGCUGAUCAGAGAUCUGCUCCUCACUCCUCACCAGGUGUGCUAAUGGCCCCAGACAACACUGGGGGCGACAGACAGGUGCAGGGCAGAGAGAACCAGUGGCCUGCACUGUAUAAAUACUGUUUAUUUACAACGCUCUGGUUUUUAAGCUGCUACAACCAGACAACAAGAGACUGAACGCACUCCUGCAUCUCUGCACGCUUGAAGCUUAGCAUAAAGACAUGAGCCCCCUUUAAAAAACUUUAGUUUUUCAACAAAACAGGAUAUAAUUUGUUCAUUUUGUGUUCGUUUGUGAGCUUUAGAGGUGCUGGCAGGGAGGUUCUCGUCACCUUUCAUACAGAGCUGGAGGUUUUUCACAGAUCUGUUUGCCUUAUUAAGGUUCCACACGUCGACACAGAAUUUACGCUCUUUUCUGAGCCGGGAGGAUUUUAUACGAACAUGAAGCGUGGAGAGUUAAACUCGCAGUCACUGGAAUUCAAAGACAAUCAUAAACAUGAUACAUAUAGAUGUAAUUUAUCCCUCUCUUUCGAGGCACGUGACAAAAUGGUCUUAACUAUGAUGUUGAUGCAAAAAGGGACGAAGCUUGUCUGACAGUUCGGUCCUUUACCUGAACAUUUAAAUAACAAAGCAAAGUGUUAAUUUUAUGCUGAAUACAGAAUGGAUUAUAUCGUAUGACUAACUGAUGAAAAAAAAUGUAUGUUGCUCGUGUAACAUUUCCAAAAGAUGUUUUAACUAUUUAACGUUUAUGUUGAUGACCGUCAGAGGAAGGUGUACGAUGGACAAUUAUUGUUUCAAGUGCAAUUAAUAGAAAGUAAAUUAGUUAAAGAUUAAUGAAAAAACAACGAGAGCAUACGUGAUCGUCGGCCUGUGGACAGUUAUUUAUUUCAUGUGCUGUGGUUUGUGUUAACGUGGUUCACUCGGUGAUCCUGCACCCACACGAGGAGGCGAACAUCUCACACCAAACAGCAGCAGACACCUCAGGAACGGCCCCUGCUGGAUAAUCUCAGCUAUCACCAUCGACUUCAGCCCAGUCCCCCUGGAUGUCAAACCUCUAAUAUAUACCUCCAUUUCUCCAUGAGUCUGUGUUUCCCUGGUGCACACAUUUCCCUCAGUAAGAAAAGAAGACGAGCUGUAUUUUACUGUAUGAUAUAGAAACAGAGGAGUGAAGAAGGGAGACCAGACGAGGUCGAACAACAAGCAUGAUAUUUUGUGUGUGUGUGUGUGUGUGUGUGUGUGAUCCAUGUGCACUGUUUGUGUCGAGGGAGAACUCCUUCGACUCUUUCAUCGAGAGCUUAUAAAUUGCGAUACAUGAACAAACGAGAGAUGAAGGGGAAAACUGUUAUUUAUUAAAGGUGGCAUAAUUGUG